Rhagoletis pomonella (apple maggot) is the source of this 4271-nucleotide messenger RNA. RefSeq names its product dihydroxyacetone phosphate acyltransferase (gene Dhap-at). The transcript has 7 exons. Gene Ontology annotation, molecular function: glycerone-phosphate O-acyltransferase activity. NCBI's taxonomy places the organism in Eukaryota, Metazoa, Arthropoda, Insecta, Diptera, Tephritidae. The record is from RefSeq and is a predicted model, not a curated record. Gene Ontology annotation, cellular component: peroxisomal membrane; peroxisome; mitochondrial membrane. Gene Ontology annotation, biological process: ether lipid biosynthetic process. Bases 817 to 3024 code for a protein of 735 amino acids.
CAACUUUCGUUCACGUAUUAACCGAGCUAGUUCUACUGCGCUUUUCGUCAGCAAUUCUUCCUGCUCCUUAUUUGGCGGCGCAGGUACCCUACGGGCCACUCCCAGAAACCAUCCAAGUACAAAUUCUAAAACUCGAUCCAAAAUUAUAUGUAGAAAUGGUACAAUAGUGGAAAAGGCCGCCAUUAUCCAGUUGAUGGCAGAUGACACGGCAAAUUUUCAAUAAUCGGUUGAUCGUUCAAAGACUCGCUCUGUACAAUUAAAAUAUGAUAAAAUAUUAGGUAAACGACCGGUUUCACUCUGCUCAAGAAAAAGAAAUGAUAAUAUGAGAUAAUGAUAAUUGGGAAAUUAGGACUUCAUUAGUGGACAGUGAUGUUAACAUACCUCUUACGUACCUUAUUAUUUUUACUUUGUAUGCCGUAAAGUCCAAGGGCCAAUACGCGAAUAAGUAGUUUGAAAAAUAUUGCAGAUUGCGGUUAAUUUCCAAUUAGUAAUUAGAGGUUUGAAUUAUUGGCUGAUAACUAGAAAUUGUCUUGUAUUUGAAACAUAGGAAAUUACAUAUAUACCUAAGUAGGGCAACACUGAAUUGGUGAAUUCGCCGCAAUUUCCCGUGGAACUGUCGCCGCAGUGUUGUUUCGUAUAUGUUGAUUGAUUUUGCUACUGUUUUGUUUCUUUUGGUCAACGCAUAAUAAAGUAAUCGCUAGGGGCUAGUGUUUUUAACUUAUUUGUAAUAAUUUAAAAAUAAAUGAGUAAAAUCCAAGCAAGUUGAGCGAAUUGUUGUGAAAUAAAUUUCAUUUACAGCAGCCAAAAUAAGUCAAAAUGAAGACGGGGUCAUCCCCAUCAUUUGCACACCCAGUAACGCCUGGGUUGGUGCCAUCCACUUUUCCAUCAACUGGUGCUACCAGUUAUAUGGAGGAUUUUGAAAAUAUCAUCGCCAGCGGCAAAGAACCGGUAAUGACCAAGGAGUACAAACCUCAAGUGGCCAAUGAGUUUGAGCGGUACUUGAAUCCACAAACAUUAAAACGACAUGUUUUUCGCAGCGAAAAAGUGCGAAAAAUUAUCGAGCAUUACGCGCAAGCGAAUAAUUGUCCAGCGAAGCAGAUCGAAAAGCAAGUGAAGGAGAUCAUCGAUGAAAUCGGCCUGGAGCGUAACUUGCCGAUUAUACGCUGGUGCGGUAUGGCCAUAACGGCGAUUUCAAAACGCAUCCUCUCGGGAAUUUACGUGAAUUCUAAAAGUAUUCGAACAGUUCGUGAACAGUUGGGUCGUAAUCCUGUAUGCUACUUGCCCAGCCAUCGUAGCUAUAUGGAUUUUGUGCUAAUGUCAUACAUUUGCUUCUAUUACGACAUUGAAAUACCUGGAAUAGCGGCCGGAAUGGACUUUCAUGCCAUGUUUGGCAUGGGCACAAUGCUGCGUAAAACCGGUGCAUUCUUUAUGCGUCGCUCCUUCUCAAAUGACGAACUUUACUGGGACAUCUUUCGCGAAUAUAUGUAUUCAUUGAUCGCCGUUUAUCACAUCGGUGUUGAGUUUUUUAUAGAAGGAACGCGCAGUCGCAACUUCAAGGCACUUGUGCCGAAGAUUGGAUUGCUCUCAAUGGCAUUGCUUCCCUACUUCACCGGGGAGGUGCCAGAUGUUACCAUUGUGCCAGUCAGUAUAUCCUAUGAACGCGUACUCGAGGAACAAUUGUUCGUCUACGAACUUUUGGGUGUGCCAAAGCCAAAAGAGACAACUAAGGGCUUCUUCAAGGCGCUGAAGAUUAUCGAUGAACGUUUUGGCAAAAUGUACUUGGAUUUCGGCGCACCGAUUUCUGUGCGUGAAUUCUUUGGACAUACGGGAGCAGAUCGUAUGCAACGUGCUGCCGUGGGUGCGCAUUUGCAAAAGUUAGACAAGCGCGAGUUAGAUUUGAUAAAGAAGCUGGCUAACGAGGUAAUUUAUCAACAGCAACGGCGCAUCGUUAUUAGUACGUUUAACCUGCUAAGUCUCUACUAUGCUAGUCAAUUAUACGCAGAACAUUCCGUUAACAUUGAUAAGUUGGCGUGCGGUAUUAGCGAGCUGAAGUAUUUGUUCGAGGAGUUGGGAGCUCAUGUUGCCACCGACUUGAAUCGUCUCCAAGAGGAAAUAGUCGAAACCGUUGAAAUACAUUCGAAUAUUGUACAUUUUCACAAUGAACGACUGCAAUUUACGCAGGUCGCCGCAGCGCAGCUGGCACAGGAGAUCGAUACCAAAAGACUGAAGGCACAUGCCAUACUGCCGCAGAUCAUGGCUGUUGCUGUGCCGGCUCUAACAUUACAGCUGUAUAUAAAUCCCUGCAUGUUUUGGCUUGCGCGCCCGUCAUAUCUUAUACUUGCUGCACUUCAAUUGCGGAAAGAGCAGCAAAGUCACACAGACAAGGCAAGCCAAGCGCUUACAAGCAGCUAUUCUACGGUUGUAGCAAGCUUGUCGGAACGUGUCGCUACACUUGAUGAUAUUUUCAAGCAUGAAUUUAUAAUUGAAUCCAACAGGGACAUGGAGGAAUUCGAGCGAAAUCUCAGCUUACUAUCGAAACAUGGCAUGCUGACAAUAGAAUCCAAUAACGGUCAAAUCUCCUUUAACGAAAACGAAACUACUAACGUUAUACUGUCCUCGUUAGCGCCUUUUCUAUGCGUAUACUACCAACUAGCAGUAACCGUUAAUGAGUUUCCCAUCCCUAGUUCGGCAUCACCUUCCAUCAGUGAAAUUUCCAAUGAAUUUAGCACAAAGGAUAUACUUAUACACAUGCAGCAGCGUAUAGAGAAACUUCUACAACAACAGCAUGCCAGGAAUGUACAUCCUUAUUGUCUGGCCCUGGAUAAUUUAAAUAUCGCAUUGUACUCAUUUCAACAAGCCGGGUAUCUGUUGAAGAAUAAGGAAAAUGGCAUGCUGCAGCAUUCUUCUGGUAAACCGUUAAGAUCAUUGGAAGCAGAACUAUUGUGCUACUGUCAGUUAUUGCCAUUUCAACAAUACUAUAGAGCAACGAGCGCACAAAUAAACUCCGUGCCUUCUAAGUUAUAACUAUUAAAACAACGUAGCAGAAGUACGCUGGUGGCACAGGCCAAGAAUUGUCAUGUAGCUUUUGUGUUUUUUAUGUUAGUUUUCAUUUUGCCAAUACUACGCUUAAUAAUCGACUUAUUCGUUUAGUUCAAUUAGAAUAUUUUCUUGAGCACAAAGUAGAAGUUAGUAUCCCUAUAUGCCUAAAUAAAUGUCCUUGAAAGUAAAUUGGUCAUAAUUGGGCGCAGAAAAUAUUCAGCCAGUAAAAGCUUGAUAUACAACGUAUGUAUAAGCAACGAUGGACCAAAGAAAUAUAAUAAUUUAAGGAGACACGGAAUCCAUAGGAAGGCUGGGUCCCAAAUCUGUGGCAUUGAAUUAAUUCUAAUUGAGGAAGUCAUCCGCGCUACAUGCAUUUUAGAGGCAUAGUUGGGAUAUUUUUUUGAACUACAACAUUUUGUCAAAACGAGUUUAUUAAAUACGUUAACUUAGCAGAAAAUUGUUAUUUGGCAUUCCUUAAGUAACUGAAAAGAAGUAAGCAAAUGGAUAGCGUCAACAAAAGUUUAGAAUUUUCAGAGCUGAAGAAAAAUCGUAAAAUACAUACAUAUUAAUUCGUACACUAAUGGAUAGAAACGCUUUGACAUUUCAAAAAGUCCAGUCGGCCAUAAAAACGCUCAAACAAGAAAUUUGCACAACUCUGUUUCCGAAUAAUCGUUAAACACAAAAAACUGAAUGCAUUUAUUCGCCAACAAAAUAUGUAUAUGUUUAUAUGCUUAUCAUUAAUCCUUUACAUCUUACAUUCCAUCGGCCUUAAUAAUAGAGUAUUUACAUACAUACAUAUGUAUGUACAUACCAGGGUUGUUGCGAAUAUUAUUCCGAAAUAAAAGUCCUUUCCGGAUAAUAAACAAGCCGCUUAUCCAAAUUAAACAAGUUUGGUAUCAAAUGAAAGAGGACUUUCAUAUCAUGAGAGGACUUUAAUAUGUCUUUUAAAUUAGGUUAUGAUUAUUAAAAAAUGUAUCACUCUAUUUUAAGAGAGCUCUUACCAUGCAAAAGUCACAGAAGACAGUUUUUACCUAUCUUGAUUCUGACGGCUGUUGCUAAGACUUUUGUACUGGCUUUAUAAUUAUGCAACGGAGUGUAUACAGCGUGGCGACGAAUAACUGUUACCCAGAGUCCUUUAUAGAAUUUACGAAAACAGUAUUUUAUUGUUAAUUUUCACAGAUUUAAACUUUAUUAACUAGUGCAGUGAAAACUUUGGGAGAUAAGUACAUGCA